Ramularia collo-cygni is the source of this 1266-nucleotide messenger RNA. RefSeq names its product related to geranylgeranyl transferae type II alpha subunit, putative. The transcript has 2 exons. Gene Ontology annotation, cellular component: cytoplasm; Rab-protein geranylgeranyltransferase complex. The coding region runs from base 1 to 1266 and encodes 421 amino acids. Gene Ontology annotation, molecular function: Rab geranylgeranyltransferase activity. The record is from RefSeq and is a predicted model, not a curated record. Gene Ontology annotation, biological process: protein geranylgeranylation. Lineage: Eukaryota; Fungi; Ascomycota; Dothideomycetes; Mycosphaerellales; Mycosphaerellaceae.
AUGCAAGUGAGUGACCUGAGAUCAUCGCGUGACGCGUGCCCUUUCCACCAUCACAUUUCCUUACCUCGCCGCGACACACACGCAUUAAAAGUCGAUAACAACAUCCACUCGAGCAUGGCCAGUCACGGCAUUCCCCGCGCCGCACCGGACCAACAAUCCCAGAAAUCCGCAGCAACGCYCGCCAAAGAACAAAAGACCAUAUCCGAAUACAGAUCGCUCGAAUCCCGCGUCUUCACUGCCAUCCGAGCCGGCGAAUACACCUCUUCAACCCUCUCCCUCCUCUCGGCCCUCCUCUCCACCAACCCGGAAUACUACACCGUCUGGAACUUCCGCCGUCGACUCCUCGCCCACACCUUUGCCCAUCCCGAUGCCUCAACCCCCAGUGAAGCGGACAUUGCCGCCGCGGAACAAGCCCAUCUCACCCUCCCUCAACGAGAAAUCUCGCAGCUGAUAGCGGAGGAUCUGAGAUUUCUGAUCCCGCUGUUGAAGCAGUAUCCGAAAUGCUAUUGGAUUUGGAAUCAUCGCGCGUGGUUGCUGGCCCGAGCGACGGAAUUGCUGCCUACACAUGUCUCGACGAGCUUCUGGGAGGGGGAAUUGGGGUUGGUGGGGAAGAUGCUGGGACUGGAUGGGAGGAAUUUCCAUGGCUGGGGAUAUCGUAGGACUGUGGUGCUGGAAUUGGAGAGGUUGACGGGUAAGAGUCGGGCGGAAGAGGAGUUUGCGUAUACUACGAUGAUGGUUGGGAGGGAUUUGAGCAAUUAUUCCGCGUGGCAUUGUAGAGGCGAAGUGCUGCCCAGAUUAUUGGAGGAGAGGCGGGCGGGUGAGAGAGAGAGGAGGGAGGUUUUGGACGGCGAGUGGGAGUUGGUCACAAGGGGAUUGUGGACGGAUCCGUAUGAUGGGAGUCUGUGGGCUUACUGGAGAUUCCUGCUCGGUGCUGUUGUCGAUGAGGAUGAUGUUGAGGGGAGUAGACGGAAACCGAAGAUCUUGGAUCCCUGUGGGAAUGAUGAGAAAGAGCAUUACCUCCGACAGGAAUUGGAGAAUGUGAGGGAAAUGCUGGACGGUGCAGAGGAUUGCAAGUUCAUCUAUCAGGCUCUCUUGGAACUGGCACCACAGUAUGCCAAAGUCGCAAAGCAGACGUCUGAUUCAGCAAAGGAUGAGAUGUUGGCGGACAAGGAGGAGAUGCAGGGAUGGCUCGCCCAGCUGAGAAAUAUUGAUCCUCUGCGAGCUGGAAGAUGGAAUGACUUGGGUAGAAACCUGGGCUUGCAAUGA